Messenger RNA from Lagopus leucura (white-tailed ptarmigan), 753 nucleotides. RefSeq names its product mitochondrial ribosomal protein L40 (gene MRPL40). The transcript is spliced from 4 exons. The record is from RefSeq and is a predicted model, not a curated record. Bases 1 to 576 code for a protein of 191 amino acids. Lineage: Eukaryota; Metazoa; Chordata; Aves; Galliformes; Phasianidae. Gene Ontology annotation, cellular component: mitochondrial ribosome; mitochondrial large ribosomal subunit.
AUGCUGGCGGCCGCGCGGGGGCUCAGCUCCCGGCUGCCCCGCCCGGCCCCGUGCCGCGGCAGCCACUGGGACACGGCCGUGCUGGCCGGGACGGCGUUGCUGCCCGUGAGAGCACAACCAAAGAAAAAAAAGAAAGUGGAUCCAAAGAGAGAGCAAGCACAGAAGGAUCGUGUGAAAAAGAAGAUUAAAAAGUUGGAAAAAGCUGCUCCAGAACUGAUUCCCAUUGAGGAUUUUGAAACCCCACUGAAGUUUUCAGAUAGCAACAGGGUGCGAAGCCUUCCUCCUCUCUCAUUUGAGGAAACCGAAAGAAGAGUUUUACUUAUGAAAAAGUGGUCUCUGUAUAAGCAGCAACAAGACAAGGCAGAGAAGGAAGCAAUUCGGAGCCUUGUAGGAGCUCAGCAAGAGGCACUAAAAGAACUGCGCCUGGAAUCUGAGGAGCUGUACCAGGCAGCCAUCAGACGGGACGAGGAGCUGUUCCCCUUUGAGAGAGAUGGGCCUGAUUAUACCCCAGCACUUCCUGGUUAUGAUCCUCCUGAAGGAAAGUGCAUCGAUAUCACCAAAGUGUACACGCAGUGAUGGGGUUCGUUGUUCACCUGGCAUAAGCUGCUCGGCUGACUGAAGAAUGGAGUGAGAGCUGCUGGUUCCUUUGGCAUGCUCAAACAUAGUAGGUGUAUGACUGUAAAAACAAAAUUCUCUAAGUGUAUUUGAUUUUUUUUUUAAAUUGUCAAGCUAUGUAAUAAAACAUCGAGCAGA